GCAAAAAGAACCCGAAAUAUACCGAGUAUUUGAGGAAAUUAGACACAACGGCAAUUACUACGCUUCGAAAAAAUGCUUCUUUUCUGUUUGUCCUAAUGCCGAACACCUUUAUAAAACCGUAGACCCUGCCGUUAGUUCUUUCCUCGCCGAAAAAAGAAUAGCCACGGCCGUGCCUGAACUCCACGAUUGCCAAGUUAAGUGCCAUAUCCAAGUCCGCAAAGGCAAGAAUAAAAAGAAAAAUCGUGCUAACCACAACCCUAAUUUAUGCCGUUGUAAAAUUCGCCACGAAUGCCGUCAAAAUUGGCACAUUCACCUGGUAAUUAGCGACUUUUUUCCUAAUCAUUGCCGUCAUGCUAAAUGUGGUUUAGAAUUAGGACGGGGCUUUAAAUCACCCGAAGCCAUAGUUCGGUAUUUAGCCAAGUAUCUCAUUAAAAAUUUUCGCUUACGCCAAGACCCCGAAAAAGCCCAAAAAUACGGACUUUUGUCAGGUAUGGCCGUUUAUAAAUUUUUCCGUGUGGGGAUUAAAAAACCCGUCCAAUAUUCCCGUGUGUUUAUUAACAACGAGCCCAAUUAUUGUUAUCAAGCCGAACACGAAUUAGCCCCACAUUUUGAACUAGACCGAGAAAAAAGAUUACGAGUAAAAAGGCAGACUUGCCAGCAGACCCAAGCCAAAGCACCACCAAAUAAAAAAUCAUACUCACCGAUUGAUUUUAUAAAACUCUGCCUGGCUACUUCGUCCCGUGCCACACCCAUAAUCCGCCUAGAAUUUGAGUUUAACGGAACCAAAACUUAUGAGAAAUUUCAGACCGUAAUUUUACCCGCUUUAAAGUUGCUAAAUCUUCCGACCUUCACCAAAUUUGCUGAUUAUCAACCUUCGUUUGCGGAAUUGAAAAAAUACGCCCGAGUAGCCGCUGACCCCUCGGUUGCUGACAACAUACCCAUCCUAGAAAUCUACAACCGCAUUUAUUUACGAGAAAUCCGUGAGGAAAUAAGCGGGA
Messenger RNA from Racocetra fulgida, 998 nucleotides. The record is from the annotation of a GenBank genome assembly. Lineage: Eukaryota; Fungi; Glomeromycota; Glomeromycetes; Diversisporales; Gigasporaceae.